AUGCACGAAUCUGACCGUCAUCGUCCCCGGGCAGCUACCUGCGAAGACUGGGACGAGGACACCCAGUCGGCGCUUCCCGGCUCUCAAACCAGCGCAAAUGUCUCCGCCAAACGCUCUCAGCACGACCUCGCUCUGCGACAACGCUCGAAUAGUGAAUUUGACGCCGAUGGAGGCGACUCGGGCUACGUCAGUCGGGCUGGCACCGUGGCUGGAGAAUCCACCUCAGGUCGGCGCAAAAUGCCAGAUCUGAAGAUCGAUACCGCUGCAGUCCGUGAAAGAGAACGCAAGCCUUACCUUAUCUCUCAGAACGGUCAUUCCCAACCAACAAGUCGACGCCAGUCAUCCUCCCAGCUGAAUGAAACGCCUUCAGAGGCACGACCUUAUAAAGCCAGGCAUGACGCGCAUGAGCGAGGGCCUGGCGGGAGCCACGACCACGUCAAGCAUGUCGAGACAAGGCAAGACCCAUCUCGAGCCUCUAAAGCAGCCCCGCCGCCUCCAUCUGCAGGAGGAGUCAAAACCUGGGUCCCAAAAGGCACAAAGGAUGACCAGGCGGUACCUGUCAAAGUCCGCAGGUCAUCCUCGAACCAGCAACCUAGACCGAUGAGCAUGUUUUCCAACGCUCCUGUUCCAGUACAGUACAUGAAUCCCCCAAUGUAUGGGCCACCUUCUGUUGCAACAUCAGGUUACGCGACGCCGGUCACGCCAAAUAUACCCUACAGUCCCAUGCCAUAUUCAUAUAUUGUUCCUGCGCCGUUGCCGACACCGUCAUAUGCGGUUUACCAGCCACAACCCUCUUAUUUUGAUCCACCAACUAUCCCUGAACCACGCUCAGCCAGGCCAAGUCGACAUCCAAGCCCGGUCCGGCGGUCGAGUGCCUAUGGUGAACCUGUUAUCCGACAAGGGUAUCCCGAAUCCGGAAUGAUGACUCUCGAACGAAUCCCUUCGAAAGAGACUCGGCCGCCGCCACUGUCUCAAAAAUCUAUUCGCAACCUUGAAGAUGAUGAUCGAGCAAUCAUGCCACCGCCGCCACGACCGCCCCAGCCUGAGGUCGUCCUCACGCGUCGACCCAGCAACCGAAGGGCGAAGACGUAUCAUCCGCAAGAGCCAGUACUUCGCGAAAGGGUAGUGUAUGAGCCUGAACGCUACGACAGCGAUGACGACCAUGACUACAGGCGGUCGCGACCUCCCCCUUCAGCUUUUCGUGAGCGCAGAGAAUCGUCAUCCCGUCCGCCCUCGUCAUAUCGCGCCCCUCCACUUGCUGAGACGCGCGAUCGGCCGAUGCCCAGAAAAUCCGUUUCUUAUUCAGCGGGGACAACCGUUACCAAAAUCGCAAGCUCGGCGCCGCACAACAUCCCUCGCCGUAUGACGGUUCCUUUGGAGGAAAAAGAAGCCCAGAUCGAAGAAUAUCAAUCCAGGCGAAACAAGACCUCCAAUGAGUUGACCGCUGAAGCUCUUGCAGCUCUUCGUGAUUUGGAACAGCGCAAUUCAAGUUCGAGGUCUGAAACGGGAAGUAAUUUCAGUCGGCAAUCGUCCUCCAAGGAUUCUUCCGGCCGCGGAAGAAGUCAGACCAGUGGCACAAAAACUAGCAUCACCCUUCCUGGCGGCUUGAACAUGACGAUUCCCGCCGACUACAUCAACAAAGAUGGACGACCUCUCAGUAUCAAUGUCGGAGGGGUCGUCGUGUCAGUGGGUGCCGAAGGCAAAGAGAACGAGCGACCCAAGGAGCAAAAGAGGAUUGAACGUGCACCAAGUGUUGCCAGUCGAAACUCCAAGAAGAGUGUCUCCAGCAGUGUCACCUCGGCGCGAGAAAGGGAUCGAGACAUGCCCACGUCCAGACGACCUUCAUAUUUGGAAGAACGAGGUCCAAGUCUGAGAUCAAGUCGUCAGCCCAGCCGUGCCCCCAGCACGAAUCGACGCAGCCAGGACUUUUCGGCCCGUCAGAGUGUCGACUACAGCUACCCCGAUCUAUGA
Fonsecaea multimorphosa CBS 102226 is the source of this 1971-nucleotide messenger RNA. RefSeq lists its product as uncharacterized. The transcript has a single exon. The record is from RefSeq and is a predicted model, not a curated record. The coding region runs from base 1 to 1971 and encodes 656 amino acids. Lineage: Eukaryota; Fungi; Ascomycota; Eurotiomycetes; Chaetothyriales; Herpotrichiellaceae.